Messenger RNA from Tetrahymena thermophila SB210, 1800 nucleotides. Its product is annotated as ABC transporter family protein. NCBI's taxonomy places the organism in Eukaryota, Ciliophora, Oligohymenophorea, Hymenostomatida, Tetrahymenidae. The record is from RefSeq and is a predicted model, not a curated record. Gene Ontology annotation, molecular function: ATP hydrolysis activity; ABC-type transporter activity; ATP binding. The transcript has 4 exons. Gene Ontology annotation, cellular component: membrane.
AUGUCAAAUCUUAAAUAAGUAAAAAACAUCGAUUUAGAAAACUAAAUUAACCCAUAAACAAUAGAUAUUUCCUUUAAGAAUUUGUAAUACUAUGCUAAUACCAAAACUGGUAAAAAAUGUAUUCUUAAUGGAGUUGAUGGUGUCUUUAAAAGUGGAUAAAUAAGUGCUAUUUUAGGUCCAUCAGGUUCUGGAAAAACUUCUUUGCUAAAUUUAUUAUGUCACAGAAUAAAAAAGACUAAUAAAGUUGAUUUUUCUGGAGAAAUUUGCGCUAAUAAUAUCUCAUAUAAUUCUAAAUAAUUCUCAAAUUUUGCUUCUUACGUUAUGUAAGAUGACAUAUUAAUGGAAACAAUGACUGUUAAAGAGUGCUUUUAGUUCGCAGCUAAACUUAAAACUGCUGGAACUUAAGAAUAAAAGGAAGCUUUGGUUCAUGAAACCAUAAGAAGCUUAAAGCUUGAGAAAUGUCAAGAUAAUUUUAUUGGUGGUCUUUUUGUUAAAGGUAUAUCUGGAGGAGAAAGAAAAAGAACUUCUAUAGGUUUUGAACUUAUCAGUAAUCCUGCUUGUAUCUUCUUGGAUGAACCAACUUCUGGUUUAGAUAGCUUUACUGCUUACAGUUUAAUACAUUUGCUUAAGCAAUUUGCCUAAAAUAAAAAUAAAACUGUUAUUUUCACUAUUCACUAGCCUUCCUUUGAUAUUUGGAAUUUGUUUGACCAUGUUAUAUUAAUGCAAUAAGGGUCAUUCAUAUACUAAGGCCCUGGAAAUAAUAAAAUUAUAGAAUACUUCUCUAGUUUAGGAUAUAAGUGCCCUAUAAAAUCUAACCCUGCAGAUUAUUUGAUGAAAAUUAUGAGCUAAACAAUCGACAACAAAAUUGAUAACAGUUAGUUUUACCUUGAAAACUACAAUAACAAGCUUAAACCAAUAAUUAGUGAGAUGAUUCAAAAUUCUAAUCAUGGUAUUUAAAUACCUGAUAGUCAUUAUCAGACAACCUUUUGGUUUUAAACAAAAGAAAUAGCAAAAAGAUAACUAAAAAUAUUUAAAAGAAACCCGCUUGUUUUCAAGGCAAGAUUCUUUUAAAGUAUCUUUAUAGGUCUACUAUUUGGUGCAAUUUACUGGUAAAUACCAGGGCCAUACGAUAACCCAACACAAAGAGACAUCAAUGAUAGAAAUGGCUUAUUAUUCUUCUGGACUACUGCUAUGUUUAUGAUGAAUUUAAAGCCCUCUAUAUUAACAUUUCCAGCUUAAAGGGCUGUGUUUUUGAGAGAAGAAAACUCUAAAUUCUAUACAGUUGGCCCCUAUUUUUUAGCAAAGACUUUAGUUGAUAUCAUUCCAGCCAUUAUUUUCCCAAUUAUUUGCUCUUUGGUUAUAUAUUGGAUGGCUAAUUUAAAUCAUUAAGAUGCAGGAACUGUCUUCUUCUUCUUACUUACUUGCUGUGUUUAAGCCUUAACUGGAUUAGCUUUAGGAUUUUUUGGUGGUAGUGCUUUUAGUAACCCAAAAACUGCUUCAGCAUUAACACCUCUGCUAAUGAUGCCUUUAAGUUUAUUCUCAGGUUUCUAUAAAAAUUCAUCUGACUUUGCUGCUUGGAUAGGAUGGAUUUAAUACUUGUCACCUUUUAAAUAUUGUUUUAGUGCUUUAGCUUAAAAUGAAUAUUCAUAUGAUGGAAUUGAGUAUCCAUUCAAUCCUAUAAAAUAACUUUCAUUUAAUUUAAGUAAAUGGGAGUCUAUAAUAGUUUUGGCUAGUCUCUUCGUUUUAUUCAUAACUCUUGCUUUUAUUUUGCUAUCUACUCUUAAAAAAAGGUUACAAUGA